This is a messenger RNA of Bemisia tabaci, 5735 nucleotides long. RefSeq lists its product as uncharacterized. NCBI's taxonomy places the organism in Eukaryota, Metazoa, Arthropoda, Insecta, Hemiptera, Aleyrodidae. The record is from RefSeq and is a predicted model, not a curated record.
ACAAAACCUCAUCAAUUUUUCAGAUAUCUGCAGUUUCGUUGGAAAUUUUUCAAUCUUCAUUAUUUUUAUGCAAUGCUGUAAUGUUUCUAGCAUGAGUGACUUUUACGUUUGUGUUUAAUAAUGUGCCACACCGAAUUCAUAGUCAUUUCACUUAGUUUCCAUGUAGGACUUGAAUGAAGGUACAAGAGCACUGUGGUUUUUGCGUAACAGACAACGACUCUACAAACGGCUAAAUCAUGAAAAUACACAUUCUAGGGUUCAUUUUAUGUUUCAUCCUGCAAUUUCGCUCAUUUUGCUGUGAAGAUUGCUCCAGUAAAAAUGGCGACUAUGAUACAAAGUGUCCUGGAGAGAAUGAUCCAAGCACGUAUGAUACGUGUUGCUGGAGUAAUUCCACGGUAUUUUGCUGUCCUGCAGUGGACCCUAAUGCAUUUUAUGUCAAUCCUACGUGGGCAAUGAUAAUAGGUCUAAGUGUCAUAGUAUCAUGUAUAGCGAUCGCUGGUUUAUUAAUUCUAUGCUGCUUCUGGUCUCCUUGUCCGUUAUUUGAUAUGUGUCGAAUCAAGUACCACUACGAUGACAUCAUAGCAUAUUCUGAUGAAAAAGAAGAAGAGCCCCUGAACAUGCCGCCGGAAAUGACAGACAAUUCCAAUCACUACUCACCGUGCCACGUUAAGGUGAAAAAAAUAGAAAUCGUCUGACUUCUUACCUACCGUCCAAAGGAGUUUCAUUCUUCUUCUCAAUUGCUUCUUGCCAAAAAUCAAUUUUCAAGGUAUCUGCCGGUACCACCUCUUUCUUCAUUCUUGAAAUUUUGUUCAUAUUUUGUGAUCCCUUUGAUCCAGGGAUAAUACUAUGUAGUAUCAUUUUAUUUUUAUUUGAUUUACAAAAGUCUAUUUUUGCUGUAAGUUUUGACAAAAGUGACUCAUAUCUUACCUUUACUUUGGUCUUACAUUUUACAAGCAAAGUGAAAGGCUCCUCUCUGAACGCAGAACAUCUCAUCUUCAGAUUUUCCCUCAUAUUUUAGAGAAAUUUUCCGCUUAUAUAUUUUGAUAAGUACAUUUGUAGAUAAUUUUUGUCUUUCUUUUUGUAUUUUAAGAUAAUGCUAAAUUACUUUUUGCAUAUCGCUUGUGACUCUGUCUGGUAGAGUAUGAUACCCACUAUCAGGUUGACUUUUAUUUUUGGCUUGUUUUGCAAGCCCUCUCAUUUUUAAUUCCAUUUUUUUUUUUUUUUAUCAACGAACAUUGCAAUCAUUUAUCAAUGUUUAUGUGUGAAGUUCGAAUCCCAAAUUUGCUUUUAAUUCUUGAAACUUUUCAACCUUUUUGAAAAGAAUCAAAAUGUGGGUGAUAAGCUUAUCUGUCGCAAUUUGCAUAUGAAAACGCUUCGCUCAACGUUGCAGCUUUUCUUUGAUCCUCACAGAUUUCUAGUAAAAUUAGGUGGAAAAAUCUAAUCAGCCACUAAAAAUUGCAAUGACAAACGCUGGUAAUGAGUGUUGUGUUUAUCUUGCCGUUCCUCUAUCCUAUUUUAAAAUUGUGAUUUUAUACUCCCUCAGGCAAAAGGAAUAGCACUAUCCAUCCAGUAAGGCCUUUAAGUCCUUUAUAUUGUCUAUUGAUAUUAAAACAAGAGCAAAAAUUGACCUGCUUCCUGUAGUCUUAAGGUAUUUGUAAGUACUUAAGUGUUGAUAUCAUCACUGCAAUACUUUACUUUUAACGAGAAAGCCUGUGAUUAGAAUGUAAGUAAUAGUUUUUCUCUCUACAUCAGUGACUCUCAGCCCCUCGCUCUGAAGAUUCCUUUUAGUAUGGUCUCACUCAUCAACAAGACAAAAGUUUUUAUUUCUUUUAGAAUGUGUUGUAUAGCAAUGGUUAGGAGUUACUUUCUAUCAUUUUUGUCACGGAGAUCAAGUUCUACAUGAAAUUUCGAUGGAGAAACAUGUAUCAUAAUGUCAAUUUGGACGUUGUCUAAAAGUCCACCAAAUUCUGUCACUCAAAUGUGACUAAAAAUCAUUCUUAAUUAGUUAUGAUUGUCUCCGCUAGGAACAUAAGACUAAAACAUCCAUUUGAUAUGCACCCAAAUGUAAUCCCUUUGACGGAGAUCUACAGUGCAGAGGAUGAGAAGAUCUGAUGUAUGUCUAAUUUAUCAUGUACUUUUUUUUUGUUACCAGGAAUUACUCUUACAUACUUAUAUAGGUUGUAUGCCAUGAAAUUAUCUAUGUUUGCUCCUAUGCGGUCCUGUCCAUAAGAUCUUAAAUAUUUAAAUUUUUUAUUUUUACAAUUAUUUAAUUUUGAUAUCUUUUAAAGUGAUAAUAUUAUUGAAAAUAAUGAGUUGCGAAGAUAGAAUAAUUGGUAAAUAAGGGGCUCAUAUUUUCAUACUAGAAAAAACAAGCCAUUCCUAUACAUCAUGGGUAGUAGAAUUACAGAUUUCCAUCCCUUGAUUUCUUCACUGAAGCGCACUCAAUAUUUUACACUGCAGCAUGAGUAACCUUACAUUGUAAAGACAGGUUACUGAUCUUCUAACAGUAAAAGCUUUCUUAGAUUCUGCAAUUGCUUGAAAGAAAAACCAUUUCAAAAAGGUGUUUCACAACAAAAUAUUGUUAAGCUCCAUCAAUAUUCAUCAUUGCACUAGGCACCGUUUUCGAUGUGUUUUUGAGAUGGCCUAAGUUGCAUCUGGUUUCCGUAGUAGUUUUAAAGGUUAUCAUAUUUUCCAAACUUUAAAGUAUUAGCAUGUAUAUUUAUUUUUGGAAAACAAAUUUUUCAGAAGACUUUUAUAAUGCAGUAGAAAUUGGAUACAUCGACCCUCCAGGGACCGGCCUGAUUCAGUCGUUAUAUCCGAUUUUCAUUAUAACCGAUGCACAAAUACUCUGAGUCAAUGGGAUAUCAAUUACAGGACCGACCAGAUCGCUCGUUGUUAUGACCGAUAUGUAGUUAUGAGCGAUGUUGUAAUAUCCGAUUUCCACUGCAUGAAGUGCAGUCUUCUUAGCUCAGGUUUUUUUUGCAAACGUUUGCUCUCUAUUUUUCUGUGAAAUGUAGAAUAGUGAAAAAUCGAUGGCAGAAGUCGCAAAAUGCAUGUUUUAGACUGCAACAUUGCAAGUCUCAAUUUUUCAUUUCUUUUUAAAGGAUAACUGAAUGAACCUGUUGAAAUUUUGUGUAAAUUUCCUUCACUCGUUACACAAAAUUGCAAGGUAAAAUUUUGACUGGUUUUCCUCAAAGGAAAUAAAACAUUGAGAUUUUUAAAAUGUAGCAGUCGAGGUAUGCCUUUUUUGCACUAAGCCAUCAAUGUUUAGAUUUAUAGAAUACUUCCACUCAUUUUUUAACCCCUUUUGAAACCGCAAUAGAAUUUUGAAGCAAUCAGUCAAGUCUAAGUGUUCUGGAAUGUAGUAUCGAUGUUGACCUAACAUUUCAUAUACUGUGCAAAACAUAGAAAUUUUAAAAAUUUGAUUACAAAGGUUUUGAACUUUGUAGAAUUUCCAGGCAUAUUUUUGCUGAUACCAUGCGCUGUCUUUUCAUUUUGAUAGGCAUCCAUCGUAAAAAUGAAGGAUCUCGUAAGAAUUUUUUCUAGCAUCUUUGACAUUUUAUCGUAUUUUUGACGUUACAUUAGUCCCAGGCCUUCCAAUAUUGAACGGUUCUGCUACUAAAUAACAUUGGCCCAAAUAUUUUAAUCCACCAUCCUGAGACCUCAAUAAGUCUUUGUGGCCGUCAUAACAUGGCAAAAGUUUUUUCAACAAGUCAUAAUGCUGGUUGUGGUUAUUUAUGAGUUGUUAAAACGCAAUUAAGAUCUGAAUCAAUACUGGAACGGUAGAUUUAUUUGUGGCCAAGGUUUUUUAAAGUAAAUUUUUACAAUUUAUUUUGAUCAGCUAUAUCAAAAUUUUUCUUAUGUUUUAUCAUAUUCCCAAAAUUGUCCUUGAGGAAACUAUCUUUCCAAAUCCCUUCGAGGUGACAUUACUGUACAUAUUAAUGUGUCAAUUCAAUAAACAUUUCAUCUCCUCUAAAAGCCAUUUGUGAAGUGCCAGUAAGGAUAGAUGUCGCCUCUCUGAUGUAAGGGUAUAUCUCAAUUUCCUCACAAUUCCUUUUUAACGUAUAAAUCCAUGCUUUCUGGGGCUCAUAGGGACAUUGAGUUACGCCCUUACUUUAGAGGAGCGAUGACAGGUCCGCAUCGUAUCUCUGUAUAUUGUUGGGUAGGCAUGUGCCCAUUGUAUUUGUGUAGGUGGCACCGGUUAUUGUAUCAACAUGUUCUGAUCGGCUGCCAUGCAUUGAAAUUUUUAUACAUUUUUAUCCCACGGAGGUGGAUUUAUUUUUUUACAUUGCUUUGGUCUGCAGCUUGAUGGCUUGCUCAAUUUUCAUUCGCUACUUUUUUUCUCUUUAAUGCUGGCGAUAUAUGCAGUGUGUUUAUGAAAUUACUUUCUUUAAAAAAAUUCCCUGUUUUUUGACUAGUCUUCGUCCCAAGAGUCAUCCUGGCCUUGAAAGAAUUAUCCUAAAUAUUGAAUAAUGAAGUCUCAUUUUUUUUUCUUUUGGACGAAUUUUUAUUUUUUUCGCCCUCUUACUUUUUUAUGAAUCAAGUUAUACAAAUUAGUACAUGUUAUGUUGCACAAUCUAAAAGUUUUGAAUUUUGCGACAAGAUCAUGUGUUCUCUGUUUUUUUUUUUCUCCCGAAACUCGCAGCCUCCAUGGUUCAUUUUAUUAAUUAGAACGCUAAUUGAUUUGGAAUGUAUCUAAUUUUUUUCUCUUUUUCAACUGUCCCAAGAUUGUGUGGUAAUAUUUCCCUCUCUAAGAUGCAACUAUUAACUCGAUCAAUACUUCCACUACUUCCAUAUGACAAACAAAAUCCCCAAUGAAUGUAAUUCUAUGUUUAAAAUUUUCCCUAUUGUAAAAAAAAAAAAUACGAUUUACUGUUGAUCUUUGCCCUACAGUAUAUCAGUCAGUACCUUAAACUUGUAACUAUUCAUUCCAUGCCACAGUUACCUAACUUUUUGGUUUAUAAGCUUGUAUCCUACUUUGAAACGGAAAUCAAAUUUGUGCGCACAGCUGCCAAAUCAAUACAUAGUUUUAAGUUCAUAAUUUUAAAUUUUUAGUACCCAAGUCUCGUCAACACCAUGCAGUAGUAAUUAUAUCAUUAGGCUGAAAACAUUUUUCUCAUUUUCUUCAACUUAAUAAUUUCAUCAAUAACAGGCAUAGUGUUUAAUCUUGAAAAUUGAGUCAGCUGCGGCAUUUUUUCUAAGCACCGAAGACAAUGUGCAGCAUAACAGGCUGUACCAUCAACACUGGAGUAUUGCAUGUAUUGUUUAAGAGACAGCAGUAGUGGUAUCUGCCGCAGCGGUUGUCAGAAAUAAAAGUGCAAAUAAUUCGAAAUCAACUUUUUUGUACUUAGCCUGUUAUUGAUGAUAUGUAAGUGUUUAAGUAAUCAUAUAUGUGGUGUAGAAUUUAGGAAUCAAAUUAUGAACCAUGCUAAACAAGAAUCAAUUAAUUUUCAGGCCUGUACAUACCACUCAAUUUUCUCUUGAAAUUUUUCCUUUUUCAUGGUUUUAAAUUCUCAUGCAAUUCAGAAAUUUUAUAUUGAAAUGAAAAAAAAGAAGACGAAAAAGAAUCUAUGUCUUCUAGCAAAAGUUAGUUGUGGAAUGUGUCAAAAGUUAAGUGACUAGUGUGUAUAUUGCAGCACCAAGAAUUAUUGAGGACUCAUUAAUGAUAGUUUCAUGAGAUAAUAAUAAUGGACAAAGUACAGAGCCUGCAAAUAUGCACAUAUUGGAAUAAAAAA